GAGGGACUGAACACUGAGACUGCUGCUUACUGCACAGCAGCUGAGUCGUGAGGGAUUGAGCUCUGCUCCCCUCACUCCAAAUUCUGAAUUAUUCAGACACCAGAUCCUCAACCAAGCUUUCUCUAUCAUGCACUGUCACAUGCAGGAGUCGAUGGAUCAUUAAUCACCAUGAAAAACACUUUCGCACAGGCACCGAAUAGGCCCUUGGCAGUUUAUGAUGUGACGGUGUGGGUGUAAAGUGGCACAAUGGCUGCAAUGAUACCACCGGUGAAGUUAAAAUGGCUGGAGCACCUCAACAGCUCCUGGAUUGCUGAGGACAGCGAGUCCAUCUCCACCCGUGAAGGGGUUGCUCUGCUGUACAGCAAGCUUCUGGCUAAUAAGGAGGUGGUUCUUCUUCCUCAGCAGGUGCUGUGUCUUAAAGGCCCCCAGCUGCCGGAUUUUGAGCGGGAGUGUUUGUCCAGUGACGAACAAGAGCAUUAUUUGGAUGCGCUGCUGGCCAGUCAGCUGGCCCUGGCCAAGACAGUCUGCUCGGAUUCGCCUUUCGCCACUGCCCUACGCAAACGCCUACUGGUCUUACAGCGAGUGUUUUACGCAAUUUCUAAUAAAUACCAUGACAAAGGCAAAGUCAAGCAGCAGCAGCACUCAACUGAGAACACUCUGGGUUCUGCAGACUUACAAGCUGUUAGUGAGCGACCCCGCUCUAGUACGGAUGCCCUUAUUGAGAUGGGCGUGCGGACAGGUCUCAGCUUGCUUUUCGCUUUGCUCAGACAGAGCUGGACGCUUCCACCGGCAGGUCCAGGAAUCAACCUCUGCAACGAUGUCAUCACUACAGCCAUCGAAGUGGUGGGUUCCCUUCCACCGCUCUCAUUAGCCAACGAGAGCAAGAUUCCACCUAUGGGCCUGGACUGCUUGGCACAGGUGACCAUGUUUCUGAAGGGAGUCACUAUGCGGAACUCGGGGGCAGAUGUGGUGGGGAGGAGGCUUGCGUGUGAGUUACUCCUUGGGUUGGCGGCGCAAAGAGGAUCGCUGCGCUACCUGCUGGAGUGGGUUGAGAUGGCUCUAUCAGCAUCAGCCAGCGUCAACAGCCUUGAGCCCAGCCAGGCUACACAAAGCCAGGAGGGACUAAUGGGAUACGACUGCUUCAUGAACAUUCUAAUGCAGAUGAGACGUUCACUGGGUUCAUCUGCUGAUCGCAGCCAGUGGAGAGAGCCGACUCGCACACCCGAUGGCCUCUGUUCCCUAUAUGAGGCCGCACUUUGUCUGUUUGAGGAGGUGUGCCGUAUGGCUUCAGACUACUCUAGAACAUGUGCGAGUCCAGAAAGCAUCCAGGCGGGUGAGGCGACUAUGGUUUCUGAAACCUGUGAGGUGUACGUAUGGGGCAGCAACAGCAGCCACCAGCUUGUCGAGGGCACACAAGAGAAAAUCCUGCAGCCUAAACUAGCUCCCAGCUUUAGCGAUGCACAAACGAUUGAAGCUGGCCAGUACUGCACUUUUGUCAUUUCCUCUGACGGUUCAGUCCGAGCGUGUGGCAAGGGUAGCUAUGGCCGCCUAGGACUGGGUGACUCAAAUAACCAGUCCACUCUUAAGAAGCUGACUUUCGAACCUCACCGUGCCAUUAAGAAAGUGUCAUCGUCCAAAGGCUCGGACGGCCACACGUUGGCAUUCACCAGUGAAGGUGGGGAGGUGUUCAGCUGGGGUGAUGGAGACUAUGGCAAACUAGGUCAUGGGAACAGCUCAACCCAGAAAUACCCUAAACUAAUACAGGGCCCUCUACAAGGAAAGGUGGUGGUUUGUGUGUCAGCAGGUUAUAGACAUAGCGCUGCAGUCAGUGAGGAUGGAGAACUCUACACAUGGGGAGAGGGGGACUUUGGUAGAUUAGGUCAUGGUGAUAGUAACAGUAGGAACAUUCCCACACUAGUUAAGGACAUCAGUAACGUGGGUGAGGUUUCCUGUGGAAGCUCCCACACCAUUGCUCUGUCUAAAGAUGGACGUACCGUCUGGUCCUUUGGAGGUGGAGACAAUGGUAAACUGGGUCACGGAGACACCAAUCGAGUGUAUAAACCUAAGGUGGUAGAGGCGCUCCAGGGAAUGUUCAUACGCAAAGUCUGUGCUGGCAGCCAAUCCUCUCUGGCCCUGACCUCCACUGGACAAGUGUAUGCUUGGGGAUGUGGUGCAUGUCUUGGCUGUGGUUCGUCUGAGGCUACAGCUCUGAGGCCAAAACUGACCGAGGAACUUGCCACAACCAGAGUAGUAGACAUCUCAAUAGGAGACAGCCACUGCCUUGCUUUAUCGCAUGACAAUGAAGUGUACGCCUGGGGGAAUAACUCCAUGGGUCAGUGCGGUCAGGGGAACUCCACUGGCCCCAUCACCAAGCCCAAGAAGGUGAUUGGAUUAGAUGGAGUUGCCAUUCAGCAGAUCUCUGCUGGCACCUCCCACAGCCUGGCAUGGACUGCUUUGCCUAGAGACAGACAGGUGGUGGCCUGGCACAGGCCGUAUUGUGUGGACCUGGAAGAAAGCACUUUCUCUCACCUCCGUUCGUUUCUGGAGCGAUAUUGUGACGGCAUCAAUAAAGAGAUCCCACCACUGCCUUUUCCAUCCUCCAAGGAACAUCAUAACUUCUUGAAGCUGUGUCUGCGACUCUUGUCCAAUCACCUGGCUCUAGCAAUGGCAGGGGGUGUGGCCACCAGUAUUUUGGGGCGGCAAGCACGGCCACUCCGUAAUCUGCUCUUCAGACUGAUGGACGCAUCAGUGCCAGAUGAAAUUCAAGAGGCUGUCAUUGAGACUCUGUCAGUGGGAGCAACAAUGCUGUUGCCUCCUUUAAGGGAGCGAAUGGAGCUGCUCCACUCGCUCCUUCCUCAAGGACCAGACCGCUGGGAGAGCCUCUCCAAAGGACAGAGGAUGCAGUUAGACAUCAUUCUCACUAGUCUGCAGGAUCACACUCACGUGGCGUCUCUGCUGGGCUACAGCACUCCACCAGAUGCCUCUGAGCCUCCUGCUCAACCCUCCGACUCUACUCACGUGCCUGGCACACACGCCGAUACACAUCCUGACACACACUUGGCAGAGAUCCUUAUGAAAACUCUGCUCAGGAACCUCGGCUUUUACACGGACCAGGCUUUUGGAGAGCUGGAGAAGAACAGCGAUAAGAUCUUGCAGGGAACGUCAUCAUCUGAUAGCAGUCAGCCCGCUCACCUGCAUGAGCUGCUCUGUUCCUUACAGAAGCAACUACUGGCCUACUGCCAUAUCAACUGUGUUACAGAGGGUUCCAGCAGUGUUGCACUCCUCCAUAAACACCUGCAGUUACUGCUGCCUCACGCAACUGAUAUCUACAACCGAUCCACAACUCUUUUGAGGGAAAGUUCUGGAAACGGCAGCGUGCGUGAAAAGCUACGAGAUGUGAUCUACAUGUCUGCUGCGGGCAGUAUGCUCUGUCAGAUUGUGACGUCCUUGCUGUUGUUGCCUGUAUGGGUGGCACGGCCGCUGCUCGGCUUCCUCUUAGACCUGCUUCUCCCUCUCGACCGUCUCAACAGACUUCUGCCUGCCGCUGCUCCUCUGGAGGAGCAGGAGCUUCAGUGGCCUCUACAUGGAACCCCAGAUCUGGGUGAUCCGGUGUGUGUGCCAGGGCCGGCGCAGUGCUGGGUGUGGCUGGUGGAUCUAGAGCGUACUGUCGCCCUGUUGGUGGGACGCUGUCUUGGGGGAAUGCUGCAGGGAGCUCCGCCCUCACCAGAAGAGCAGCACACUGCCCAUUGGCUCAAAACACCGCUCUUCAGUAACGGCUUAGAGACUGACAUACCCCAGCUUGAUGCUUGUAUCAGCUCUUUGCUGGAAGUGGCUCUUUGUGGGAAUGAAGAGCAAAGACCAUUUGACUGUCAGUUAUGUGCAGAUGUGACUGUGAUGGUGGAUUUGGCUCUUGGAUCGACUAAAGAACCCACAAACAGCCUGUGGACAAACAUGCAGGACUAUGCCAUCAGCAAGGAUUGGGAUAGUGCAUCACUGCCCAAUGAAGCUCUGCUAGAUAUGGUGUCUCGCUUUGUUCUGGCUGUACUGCUGAAACACACAGGGCUGCUGGGGCAGGCUUGUGGAGAGGGGAGGUAUCAGCCAUGUAAGCUGUUGGCAGAGGUCUAUCGCAGUGUUUAUAAAGUGAGGAAUCGCCUGUUGGCUUGCAAGAACAUGGAGCUCAUCCAGACCCGGUCUUUAUCCAGAGAGCGCAGAAUCUCUGAUAAUGUGGACUCGCUAGAGAUGGACCCUAAGGAGCACUCGUUCACCCGUACCAUAGACGAAGAGGCUGAACUGGAGGAGAGAGAUCGAGAGAGAGACAGAGAGGAGGGACACCAUGAACAGGAAGAUGAUGAGGAGGAGAGAGAGCAUGAGGUCAUGACUGCAGGAAAAAUCUUUCAAUGUUUUCUGUCAGCACGGGAAGCAGCACGAGGAAGAGACCAGGAUCGACCCAGCAGCAUGAGUGUACAGGAAGAGCAGGCUCAGCCAGGUCCGGAAUGCAGGAACAGCACUGCUCCUCAGGAAGGACAGGAUCUUUACACCACCGCGUGCAAUGCCGUCAUCCACCGCUGCGCCAUGCUCCUGCUGGCCGUCAGCAAACCGCUUGCUCACACCAGUCAGCAACCCCUGGUGGGCGGGGCAAACCAGGAUGGAGGCGUGUUUAUAACGAGGAGUGAGAGCUUGUCGGCUGAAAGUCGGUCCAUUCAGAACAGUCCCAGUUACAGACUCACAAAAUCCAGGAGUGAGUCUGAUCUCUCUCAACCAGAGUCUGAUGAAGAAGGAAACUCACUGAAUACGAGGAGGAAUGUGGAUCUGGAUUUAGCUUUCGCUCCUAAAAAAAGAGGCUUUCUCUACAGUUCUCCAGAUUCCUCUGCUGACUGGUUUGGAAGACACUCGGCCCGUGAGUGUUUUUACAGCUCUUCACAGUCCUACGAGGAGUCAGACCUCGAUCUGAGCCACUCGCUCAGGCUUCAUGCGCUCAUCGAGAACAUCGUGAACUUCAUCAGUGGAGAUGUUGUAAAUCCUCCUGUGUUCAAAGAACCAGAAGAGAGCGUGUCCACCAACCCGCAAGCCAUUAUAACAGCCAUGGGGCAGCAGCAGAGACGAGCAGAGUUGCGUCUGGAGGCCCUGCAUCAGAUUGUGGUGUUGAUUUCUGGGAUGGAGGAGAAGUGCAGCCAGGCGGCUUCUGGAGGUGGAGCUGAACGUACAGACCUCAGUUUUCACUCUGCCUCUCUGCUCACGUCUGUCAGACUGCAGUUUCUCUCUGGAUGUUUUAGCCUGGGUGCCGUCAGCAGUGGAGGACUGAAGGGAGAGAGUGUCCAACUGCACCACUACCAGGAUGAAAUCCGAGCAGCCAAGAAGAGUUUACAGAUGGACAUUCAGACAGCUGUGCAUAAGAUAUACCAGCAGCUGUCAGUCACAUUAGAGAGAGCCCUGCAGGCUAACAAACACCACAUAGAGGCCCAGCAGAGGCUGCUUUUGGUGACGGUCUUUGCUCUAAGUGUGCGAUACCAGCCUGUAGAUGUGUCCCUGGCCAUCUCCAGCGGCCUCUUGGAUGUCCUUUCACAGCUGUGUGGUACAGAAACUCUUCUUGGACAGACUCUGCAGCUCCUGCACAAACCUGCGGGCUCUCAGCUCAGCACUGCUCUCAAAGUGGCCAGCACAAGACUGCUGCAGAUACUGGCCAUCAGCACAGGGACAUAUGCAGAUAGGUUGAGUCCUAAGGUGGUCCAGGCGCUCUUGGAUCUUCUUUGUAGUCAGCUGAAGACACUGCUGUGUCAAGCUGCUGGAAGCACACUCAACGAAAGUCCAGAACUCCAGGAGAAAGUGGACGACUGCGCGGAUGCUCAGAAAAAGGAUUUCCGAGCAUUGUUACGCAAGAGACACACUGCAGAGCUGCACCUCGGAGACUUCCUGGUGUUUCUGCGUCGAGUUGUCUCCUCCAAAGCGAUCCAGUCUAAGAUGGCCUCUUCCAAAUGGACCGAAGUACUUCUCAACAUUGCAGCUCAGAAAUGCUGCUCAGGUGUUCCGUUGGUUGGUAAUUUGAGGACGCGGUUGUUAGCCCUGCAUGUACUGGAAGCUGUACUUCCUGCCUGUGAGAGCAGUGUGGAGGACCAUCAGAUGACCCAGGUGGUGGAGAGAUUGUUCUCGCUGCUCUCCGACUGUAUGUGGGAAGCACCUAUUGCUCAAGCUAAACACACCAUUCAGCUGAAAGAGAGAGAGCAGGAACUCAAACUACAGGGUGAGACAGAGGAAGAGGAGGAAAAUUUGCCUAUUCAGGAAGUGACCUUUGACCCAGAGAAGGCACAGUGCUGUGUGGUGGAAAGUGGACAGGGGUUGACUCAUGGCAGUGGGGGCAAAGGUUAUGGUCUGGCAUCCACUGGCAUUUCCUCUGGCUGCUACCAAUGGAAGUUCUACAUCGUGAAGGAGAAUCGUGGAAAUGAGGGCACGUGCGUGGGUGUGUCCCGCUGGCCCGUGCACGACUUUAACCACCGCACAACGGCAGACAUGUGGUUGUACCGUGCGUACAGUGGCAACCUCUACCACAAUGGAGAGCAGACCCUCACUCUGUCCAGCUACACGCAGGGAGACUACAUCACCUGUGUGCUGGACAUGGAAGCUAGGACGGUGUCCUUUGGCAAGAAUGGAGAGGAACCCAAACUGGCUUUUGAGGAUGUAGAUGCCACAGAACUAUACCCUUGUGUGAUGUUCUACAGCAGAAACCCAGGAGAGAAGGUAAAAAUCUGUGACAUGCAGAUGAGGGGCACACCCCGUGACCUGUUAACCGGCGAUCCCAUCUGCAGCCCCGUUGCCACAGUCCUCGCAGAAGCCACCACCCAGCUGGUUCGCAUCUUACACCGCUCUGAGCGCUGGACCCAAACCAUCAACCGCAGCAUCCUCCAGCGCCUCCAGCAGAUCCGUGGCUGUCUCCGAGAUGGAGCUCCUCCGGCAGGGGCCACCAGACUGCGCAAGAGCCGCUCGGCACAGAGCCGUGAAGAGCAGGAUGAGAAAGAAGAAGAGCGAGAGGAGGAGAGAGGAAGAAGCGGACGCCACUCCACGGCGGAGCUAUCUGAGACACACCUGCGGACACUUUGCCACCAGGUGUGGCCAGUGUUAGCUGUGAUCGGGGGAGUAGAUGGUGGGUUGAGGAUGGGGGGACGGUGUGUGCACAAGCAGACAGGGAGACACGCCACUCUGCUGGGUGUUGUGAAGGAUGGGAGCACUUCAGCCAAGGUGCAGUGGGAUGAGGCAGAGAUCACCAUCAGCUUCCCCACUUUUUGGUCGCCCAGUGACACGCCGCUGUACAACUUGGAGCCCAUCGAGCCUCUGCCAUUCGACGGGUCUCGUUUCCGCGGACUGACCGCGGCUCUGCUGCUGGACCUCACCGCCCUUGCCAGCUUGCAGGACGACGGCCCCAAACCUGCCUCAGCUCGCCGGCACGAGCGCAGACACCGGCACGAACCCCAUGAGGAACGCGAGGGUGAGCCGUAUGCCAAACCAACUGAGGGAACAGGUGACCUGCGUGUAUCUCACAGCUUGGAUGAGGUACGAGCCCGUGCGCCUCCUAACACUCGGUCUGAGAGCGAGCUGGCUACCUACGCUCAGGAUGCCUCACAGCAGGCUCCGGCAGAAGGAUGCCGCAGGCUGCAGGACACAUCGGGGUCACGGGGAAGCUCGCAGGAGGCGGCCGCGCAGGUGGAAGUGCAUGCGGUGAAGCUGUCGUAUCUGUACCUCGGAGCUAUGAAGACUUUGAGCGUGCUCCUGAGCUGCAGUAAAUAUGCCGAACUGCUGCUCAUCCCCAAAGUGAUGCCAGACAAUGGCCAUAACGCGGAUUGUGCUAGCCCCGGCGUGAGCGUCUGUCAGGAGGAGGCGGAGCUGCGAUCGGCUCUGCAGUUCCUGAUGCGACACAUGGUGAAACGGGCAGUGAUGAGAUCGCCCAUCAAAAGAGCGCUCGGGCUGGCGGAUCUAGAGCGGGCUCAGGCUAUGAUCUAUAAACUGGUGGUCAACAGUCUACUUGAUGAACAGGAAGGCCACAGCGCCAAACCAGUGGAUACGGAGUGUGAGGAGUUAGAGGGUGACCAACAGUUUCAGACUCCAGUCACCACCUCCCCCUCAGCGUCCAGCAGCACCUCCUUCAUGAGCUCUUCACUAGAGGACACCACCACGGCAACCACGCCUGUUACCACAGCAACCACACCUGUUACAGAUGCUGAGACAGCACCAGCUUCUGAGUCACCUGGAGUGAUGCCUCUCAGCCUACUCAGACAGAUGUUCUCCAGCUACCCGACAACCACCCUGCUGCCAGUGCGUAGAGCUCAGACCCCUCCGGUCUCAUCAUUGCCCACCUCACCAUCAGAUGAGCACGGCCGUAGACAGAGCCUAUCAUCACCCGAGUCCCAGCCUGCCAGAACCACCAGCAGGACGGCAUUAUCAGACCCCACCAGUCGUCUCUCCACAUCGCCGCCACCACCUGCUAUCACUGUUCCACUGUUAGAAAUGGGCUUCUCACUCAGACAGAUCAUGAAAGCUUUGGAAGCAACAGGUGCACAUGGUGAGGCAGAUGCUCAGAACAUCACUGUACUUGCCAUGUGGAUGAUCGACCACCCGGGGACGGGAGACUCAGAGGAAGCUUCAGACCCCUGCUCUGGUGCUGCUGGAGGGGGUAAGAGCGGAGAGAGAAGUUACCUGCGCUCCCCAGAAGACAUCCCAAAUGCUGAUUCUGCAGAGAUGGAGGAGGGAUUUAGUGAGAGUCCUGAAAGUCUCGAUCAAGAUGAGGCCUCUGCCUCAACCGGUCCCACUCCCAGAAGUCGCUCCGCAGCUAGCAGGAAGCAUCGCUUCGACCUUGCUGCACGCACUUUACUAGCUCGUGCAGCUGGACUGUACCGCUCAGUGCAGGCACAUCGAACGCAGGCCCGUCGAGAAGGCUCUGGACUGCAGCAGGAGUCUGGACCUCUCGGGGCACUGUACGACUUUAAUCUAGAUGAAGAACUGGAACUGGAGCUGGAUCAGGAGGCCAUGGAAGCCAUGUUUACGCAGGAACUUGCAUCCGACUCUGACAUUCUGGGAAUGUGGAUCCCGGAGGUACUGGACUGGCCAACAUGGCACGUGUGUGAGUCUGAAGACCGUGAUGAGGUGGUGGUGUGAGAGCUCUGCGGGGUGAGCGUAUCCAGCUUUAACCAGCACAUGAAGAAGAGUCACCCGGGCUGCGGUCGCAGCGCCAACCGUCAGGGCUACCGCAGCAACGGCUCCUACGUGGACGGCUGGUUCGGAGGAGAGUGUGGAAGCGGGAAUCCGUAUUACCUGCUCUGUGGCAGCUGCAGAGAGAAGUACCUCAACAUGAAGAGCAAGAUUAAAGGACCACUGCCAGAGAGGUAUAAAGGUCAAGCACCAGACCUGCUGGGAAAACAAGACAGUGUGUAUGAAGAAGACUGGGACAUGCUGGAUGUAGAUGACGCCGAGCGUCUGACGGGUGAGGAGGAGUUUGAGAUGCUCUCGGCUCCGCUGGGUCUCAGUGAACGCAGAGCCGUCCCCGAGGCAGUUCAUUUUCCAGACACUGACCCCCUCGGAGCCUCGGUUGCCAUGGUUACUGCCACUAACAGCAUGGAGGAGACUCUACUGCAGAUAGGUUGCCAGAGCUCAGUGGAUAAGAGCUCAUCAGGUCGAUUGUCUCUGGGCGAGCAGGCGUCCAGUCUGCAGACAUCUGCCGAUCGUCUGGUGGCUCUGAAGCGAGUCACUGCAGCAGCACAAGUUCUGUUGGCCAGAACAAUGGUCAUGAGAGCACUGUCUCUGCUGUCAGUUAGUGGGUCUAGUUGCAGUCUGGCGGCAGGAUUGGAGUCUCUGGGCUUAACAGACAUUAGGACUCUGGUGCGUCUAAUGUGUUUAGCUGCAGCAGGUAGAGCCGGACUAUCCACAGGUCUUGCAUUAGGCCCUGGAUCUUCCGAGCGCCCACGAGGGGCCAGCAAGCCCACCAAACCCAUCUCCUGUUUGGCGUACCUCAGCACUGCCGUGGGAUGCCUGGCAUCAAACAGCACCAGCGCUGCCAAGCUCCUCGUCCAGUUGUGCACUCAGAAUCUGAUAUCAGCUGCCACAGGGAUGAAUCUGACAACAGUGGAUGAUCCUAUCCAGAGGAAAUUUCUGCCUAGUUUUCUAAGAGGUGUGGCUGAGGAAAACAAGCUGGUGACGUCACCCAAUUUUGUGGUGACUCAGGCACUGGUGGCCCUGCUUGCUGAUAAAGGUGCCAGACUUCGACAAGGUUACGACAAGGCUGAACUGGAAAAGAGAGGCCCCUUGGAGCUGGCAAAUGCGCUGGCGGCAUGUUGCCUCUCGUCCCGACUCUCGUCGCAGCACCGCCAAUGGGCAGCGCAGCAGCUGGUGCGCACACUGGCCGCUCAUGACCGAGACAACCAGAGCCGCCCACAGACCUUUGCCGACGUGGCAGGAGACCUGCGGAAGUGGACCACCUUCAGACUAGAGGCUCAUCAGAGCAGGGUGAUUACAUGUGGGUGGUGUAGCAAAAAAGGCCUCCUGGCCACCAGCGGGAAUGAUGGAACGGUCCGAGUUUGGAACGUGACCAAAAACCAGGACACUCUUCAGCAGACAUGCGUCUUUAACAAAGCCGAUGACACUGUGGAGGAGUCUUUGAGUAAUCUGGGGUCACCAGGCGAUCCAAACCUGGCUCCAGUGGCCUGGAGUGUCAGUGGGAAGUAUCUGGCUGCUGCCAUGGAGAAAGUUGUCAACAUUUGGCAAGUCAAUGGUGGGAGGGCCUCGUUGGAUCUGCAACCCCAUUGGGUGUCAGCAUUAACUUGGCCGGAAGAAGAGGCGGGGUCUCUGUGGGGUGGGGAACCCCGAGAGCUGCUUUUGGUGGGUCGUAUGGAUGGGACGCUGGGCCUACUUGAGGUUCUGGAUGAUUCAGACCUGCAGAGAACUGAACUUCAACACUGCUUCAGGAAAGACGUGGCUGUGAUGCAAAUUGCAUGGUACAGUGAGGACCGUCCUUUCGCAGUUGGAUAUGCAGAUGGAAAGCUUCUGGUUGGUUCUAAGGAGCCCUUAGAAAAUGGAUCUUUGGUGGUCAUUGAUGCUCACAAGGAAAGUAUCAGUUCAUUGCGUUGGGCUCCGGGUGGACAAGUGUUGCUCAGCUGUGCCAAAGAGGAGAUUGUGCGUCUCUGGACGGGAUCUGGGACGGGUUUGGGCCAAAGUUGGACUUGUCUGCAAAGCAUUACCCACCCUGCUGUUGUCAAUGCGGUUGCUUGGUGUAACCUGCCUGGUCAAGGACCUAAACCUCUCAACAUGUUUGCCACAUGUUGUCAGAAUGGUCUGGUAUCUGUGUGGACUGUACCACAGGACCCUUCGUCAUAUUCACAGUCCAGCACUGCCUGCCCUGAUGCAUGGUGGGAAACAGAAUCCAAGUCCAAACUGAUGCCGGACCCACAACGGUGUGAAGGAGCACUGUGCGUAUUCCAGCUGCAGGGUCACAUGACUCCUGUUCGGACAGUGGCGUUCAGUCCAGAUGGGCUGGCACUGGUGUCUGGAGGGGUUGGUGGACUUUUGAACAUCUGGUCAUUACGGGAUGGAUCAGUGUUGCAGACUGUAGUUGCUGGAUCAGGAGCUAUUCACAACACUGUUUGGAUCCCUGAUGUAGGUGUGGCUAUCUGCUCCAAUCGCUCUAUGGAUGUGCUGGUGGUGAAUUGCUCAGCGGAGUUCAUGGCUACCAAUCACGUGUUAGCAACCUGCCGCAUGGCUCUAAAGAAACAGGGCGUUGUGGGAUUGAACAUGGCUCCAUGCAUGAGGGCCUUCCUGGAGAGACUUCCCAUCAUGCUUCAGGAGCAGUACGCAUAUGAGAAGCCUCAUGUAGUUUGCGGUGAGCAGCUUGUUCACAGUCCUUACAUGCAGUGCCUUGCGUCUCUGGCGGUGGGUCUCCAGUUAGACGCUCUGCUGUGUCACCCUCCUGUCACACCUCACCUGGCCCACUGCCCACCUGAGCCUGGCACCACCUCCUCGCCCUCCCCCGGCUCCUGGGCAAGCAGUGAGUGGGCGUGGCUUCACUGCUUCUCCACCACUGUUAAAACGGCAGAGGCUCUCGCACGUGGACACACCUUUCCUGAGUCUUUUAUCGUACCGGAUCUGGAGCUCGUGGCCAAGGAAAAACUGGCACUGCUUAUGGAUAACAGCAAAUGGUUGUCUGGGGUGGAUGAGCAAAUCAUGUCUUGGGCCAUUUCCAGACCAGAAGACUGGCACCUCGGAGGAAAGUGUGAUGUGUUUUUAUGGGGUGCUGGCAGGCAUGGGCAGCUUGCCGAGGCUGGGCGAAACAUUCUGGUGCCAACUCUCGCUCCCUCUUUCUCUCAAGCCCAGCAGGUUGUUUGUGGGCAGAACUGCACAUUUGUGAUCCAAGCCAAUGGAACCGUGUCUGCAUGCGGAGAAGGAAGUUACGGACGCCUCGGACAAGGAAAUUCAGACGAUCUGCACGUCCUCACUGUCAUAUCAGCACUUCAAGGAUUUGUGGUGACUCAGCUGGUCACAUCUUGUGGGUCUGAUGGUCAUUCAAUGGCUUUAACUGAGAGCGGAGAGGUGUUCAGCUGGGGAGAUGGAGAUUACGGAAAACUCGGCCACGGCAACAGCGACAGACAGCGCAGACCACGGCAGAUAGAAGCGCUACAGGGAGAGGAAGUGGUGCAGAUGUCGUGUGGCUUUAAGCACUCAGCUGUAGUGACUGCAGAUGGAAAGCUCUUUUCUUUUGGUAAUGGAGACUACGGCAGACUGGGGCUUGGUAACACAUCUAACAAAAAACUGCCAGAGAAAGUUGUUGCUCUGGAGGGCCACCAGGUUGGACAGGUUGCAUGUGGGUUGAAUCACACCCUGGCCAUAUCGGCUGAUGGAAUGAGUGUAUGGGCGUUUGGUGAUGGAGACUAUGGCAAACUGGGACUGGGAAACUCCACAGCCAAAUCAUCUCCACAGAAAGUGGAUGUUUUGUGUGGAAUUGGAAUAAAGAAGGUGGCAUGUGGGACUCAGUUCUCUGUUGCUCUAACCAAAGAUGGAAACGUCUACACUUUUGGGCAGGAUCGUUUGAUUGGUCUGCCGGAGGGCCGAGCACGGAAUCAUAACCGACCUCAGCAGGUUCCUGCUCUGAUGGGUGUGUUCAUGGAGGAUGUGGCUGUUGGGGCGGAGCACACACUUGCACUCUCAUCAACUGGAGAUGUUUAUGCCUGGGGGAGCAACUCAGAGGGACAGCUGGGCUUGGGCCACACCAACCAUGUCAGAGAGCCGACCCUUCUGACUGCUUUGCAGGGGAAAAACAUCCUACAGAUCUCAGCGGGACGCUGUCACAGUGCAGCAUGGACCGCACCUCCUGUACCGCCACGUGCUCCAGGUUCAUCAGUGCCUCUGCAGCUGGGUUUGCCCGUGUGUGUGCCUCCUCAGUACAGUGCUUUAAGAGAGGUCAGUAUGGAGGCUCUGAGAGCCAGACUGCGUCUGCUCUACCACUUCUCUGACCUCAUGUAUUCUUCAUGGAGACUGCUCAAUCUCAGCCCCAACAACCAGAGCUGCACGUCACGCUAUAAUGCUGGAACGUGGGGUAUAGUCCAGGGUCAGUUGAGACCCCUGCUGGCCCCUAGAGUUUACACACUGCCCAUGGUGCGCUCAAUAGGAAAAACCAUGGUGCAGGGCAAGAAUUACGGACCGCAGAUCACAGUCAAAAGAAUUUCCACAAGGGGGAGGAAGUGUAAACCCAUCUUUGUCCAGAUUGCCAGGCAGGUUGUGAAACUGAAAGCGUCUGAUUUGAGACUGCCGUCCCGUGCCUGGAAAGUAAAACUUGUGGGGGAAGGGGCAGAUGAUGCUGGAGGAGUGUUUGACGACACAAUUACUGAAAUGUGUCAGGAGCUGGAGACUGGAGUGGUGGAUCUUCUCAUUCCUUCACCCAACGCUGCAGCAGAGGUGGGCUACAACCGAGACAGGUUCUUGCUGAACCCCUCAGCCUGUCUGGAAGAGCACUUGUUGCAGUUUAAGUUUCUGGGGAUUCUGAUGGGAGUGGCCAUCCGCACUAAGAAGCCUUUAGACUUGCAUCUGGCUCCAAUGGUGUGGAAGCAGCUCUGCUGUAUUCCCCUGACCUUGGAGGAUCUGGAGGAGGUGGAUCUGCUCUAUGUGCAGACCCUUAACAGCAUCUUGCACCUGGAGGACAGCGGCAUCACAGAGCAGAACUUCCAUGAGAUGAUUCCUCUGGAUUCAUUUGUUGGUCAAAGUGCAGAUGGAAAGAUGGUUCCCAUCAUCCCAGGUGGGAACAGCAUACCAUUGACCUUCUCUAACAGAAAGGAAUAUGUGGAACGUGCCAUCGAAUAUCGACUUCAUGAAAUGGAUCGGCAGGUGGCGGGGGUACGAGAGGGCAUGUCGUGGAUCGUCCCCGUUCCCUUGCUUUCCUUACUAACAGCACGGCAGCUGGAGCAGAUGGUGUGCGGGCUGCCAGAGAUCAGCGUUGAGGUUUUAAAGAAGGUGGUCCGGUACAGGGAGGUAGAUGAGCAGCAGCAGCUGGUGCAGUGGUUCUGGCAGACGCUGGAGGAGUUCUCCAAUGAAGAGCGAGUGCUGUUCAUGCGCUUCGUCUCUGGACGUUCCCGUCUGCCGGCCAACACUGCAGACAUCUCCCAGAGAUUUCAGAUCAUGAAGGUGGACCGGCCAUACGACAGUCUUCCCACCUCUCAGACGUGUUUCUUACAGCUCCGCCUCCCUCCUUACUCUAGCCAAUCGGUGAUGGCGGAGCGGCUGCGUUACGCUAUUAAUAACUGCCGUUCUAUUGAUAUGGACAACUACAUGUUGUCCCGCAAUGUGGACAAUGCAGAGGGGUCGGAUACAGAUUACUGACCCCCCAAACAUACACAAGCACAUGGACUUUGUUUAGGAUUCGGUGCAGGCUUUUAUGAUUUUUAUGAUUCAAAAACAUUUUCACAAUAACAUCUUAAACACAUAAUUCAGUGUUUUUAUUUUCAAAUUUUGUUUUUUAGCAGAACAUAGAUGGGCAAUACGAUUUGUUUACACACACGUGUUAUUUUUUUCUCCUCUUUCGCCACUAUUUUUUGGCUCUGCCUUUUUUCAGAAUAUUCUGCAUGAAAUUGAUUCAUUUUAGAAUAUGUAUAGAAUAAUGGAGAAAAGAAUAUUGUACAUUGUGUAUAAUGCUUCAUUAGGAAAUUGUUUUACAUGAGUAUCUGUAUUUAUUUGAAUUUUGUAAAGCCUACACCAGGUUUCUUAUGUCAGAUGCAAUACACGUUUCCAUCUAACCUGCCUGUCAUCUGUUUCAUUGAAGCCAAGCCUGAAGCAACAAAUGGAA
Molecule: messenger RNA, 15304 nt
Organism: Triplophysa rosa
Lineage: Eukaryota; Metazoa; Chordata; Actinopteri; Cypriniformes; Nemacheilidae
Gene: herc1
Product: HECT and RLD domain containing E3 ubiquitin protein ligase family member 1
Exons: 78
Molecular function (GO): ubiquitin-protein transferase activity; protein binding
Source: RefSeq, a predicted model, not a curated record